AUGCACGCACAGAAGACUGAACUGUCUCCUCGCCUCAGCCUGACGUGCCUCCUGGGCACCCUCCUCGUCCUGCUGCUGUACUGGCUCCCUGAGCCGAUCCGGUACGCACGCUGGUGUGCGUCGCAGCCGUUCGAAUGCCUCGCCGUCUCCUCGCUCUCGGGCAGGCCGGCGCUGCCACUCUCGGCGGAGCGCGCGCUGCUCGUGGUGGGAACGCCGUCCUCCGGCACCACCCAGAUGACGAAAGCCUUGCGCGAGCUCGGCCUCCAGGUGGCGCACGAGAACUCCGACUCGAUCGGCACGGUGUGCCGCGACGGCACCGUCUCGUGGAUCCACGGCGCCCUCCGCUUCUCGGAGAUCGGCGACGGCAGCGAGAGGGCGUCGCUGGUGGGUGCGCUGUGCGCGCGGCCUCGGCCAAACUCGCUCGGACCAUGGAGGAUUGACGGCGGCGCGUGGGGGAACGGCCUCUCGUGUGCUGUCCGUGGCACUCCGUGGGGCCCGUGCUGGCAGGCAGAGUGCGAGCGGGUUCUGCGGCGCGAGAUCGGCUGCGCGCGAGGCGGCGGCGGCGGCAGUCCGCGCUGCACCUCUCCCUUCCGCGCCACCCUGCUGCAAGUGCGCCACCCUCUGCACACCAUCGCGUCGAUGCUCGCCGCCUAUUGCCACGGCCAAGACACGGCCGCCGCAGCGGACGCCUCGCUGAUGCUUGACACCGCCGCGCUGCUCUUCCCGCCUCCCGCCGCGCCGCGCUCCCGAGAGGCGGCCCGCGGCAACGAGACGGCGUGCAGGCGGCCUCCGGGCCGGAGGGCGUCUCUGCGUGCCUGCGGCGGUCGUCGGAGGCGACGCCACGCAAAGGCGACGGCCGAGGCCGAGGAGGCGGCGGCGGGCGAGUGCUCCCGGCGGAUCGGAUGGUUCUGGGUGCAAUACAAUGCGCGGAUGCUCUCGCUGCGCCCGCCCCCUCGCGUGUACCGCGUCGAGGCCACGUCGGCGUGCGACGUGCUCCGCUUGGCCGGAGACGAGGCGCGAACACGCCGCGGCGGCGGCGGCCAUGGGCAGACGCACGGCACAGUCAACGUGAGAAACGGGCGAGGAGGCUCGCGCCGGCUGGAGGUGACGCUCGACUCGCUUCGGCGGGCGGACGCUGCUUUGGCGGCGGAGGUGGCGUCGCUCGCCGGCCGCUUCGGCUACAACCUCUCGCUGUUUACCCAUGUGGCACACCGCGAAAGGGGGCCCACAGCGCCCCAAAAUCCACCAGUGUGGGAUUUCGCGCAAUCGCUUGACUCUGAAAAGCUCGCAUAUCCCUGCGUCGAAAUCGACAUGCGAGUCGAUCUUUGGCCCGCGACAAACAGUGCUGCGACCGCGAAGUGGCGGUGGACAUGCUCCCAUGUUGCCGACGCGGCGCCGGAGUGGCCGGCGCUGCUCGCCGCGACCACGACGGCUACUCCGAUGCUCCGGGCCGACCCGUCCUACCCGACGGUGGCACUCUUCCACGUCUCGCUCACGCUGAGAAAAUUUCUGAAACGGCGUGCAGCAUAG
Emiliania huxleyi CCMP1516 is the source of this 1530-nucleotide messenger RNA. RefSeq lists its product as hypothetical. The record is from RefSeq and is a predicted model, not a curated record. Bases 1 to 1530 code for a protein of 509 amino acids. Lineage: Eukaryota; Haptophyta; Isochrysidales; Noelaerhabdaceae. The transcript has 4 exons.